Messenger RNA from Elephantulus edwardii (Cape elephant shrew), 939 nucleotides. RefSeq names its product olfactory receptor 2T1-like. NCBI's taxonomy places the organism in Eukaryota, Metazoa, Chordata, Mammalia, Macroscelidea, Macroscelididae. The record is from RefSeq and is a predicted model, not a curated record. The transcript has a single exon. Gene Ontology annotation, cellular component: membrane. Gene Ontology annotation, biological process: G protein-coupled receptor signaling pathway. Bases 1 to 939 code for a protein of 312 amino acids. Gene Ontology annotation, molecular function: G protein-coupled receptor activity; olfactory receptor activity.
AUGGAGUCAGGAAAUGCAACAUGGGACACAGACUAUAUUCUUCUGGGACUCUUCCCUACUCACAGAUACCCUAGCAUUUUUAUGUCCAUCAUCCUUCUCAUCUACUUCCUUGCAAUUCUAGGAAAUGCUACUCUUGUCUUUCUGAUAGUGGUAGACUCUAGGCUCCACACUCCCAUGUACUUUCUUUUAUGUCAACUCUCUAUCAUUGACCUGGCCUAUGUUUCAACCACUGUUCCCAAGAUGGCCAUGAAUUUCUUUUCUGGGAGCAGGACAAUCUCACGUGUUGGUUGUGGUACACAGAUGUUCUUCUGGCUGAUGUUAGCAGAUGCAGAAUGCGUCCUUCUGACACUCAUGGCUUAUGAUCGCUAUGUGGCUGUAUGUAAUCCUCUGAGAUACACAACCAUCAUGAGUCCAACAGUCUGUUUGCAGAUGGCUAUUGGGUCUUGGAUUGGAGGUGUGCUCAACUCCGUGGCACAGACAAUUUACACGAUGCAUUUUCCUACCUGUGACAACAGAGAAAUCAACCACUUCUUCUGUGAGAUGCCUGCCAUCCUGACACUCUCCUGUGAAGAUACCUCAGGAUACUUGAUGGUGAUAAUGGUUAUGAGCAUCAUAUAUAUUAUUGUGCCACUAUCACUAAUUAUAACAUCUUACCUUCGUAUCUUCCUCACCGUUCUAAGAAUGAAUUCUCCUGAAGGGAGAAAUAAAGCACUGGCUACCUGUUCUUCCCACUUGACUGUGGUGAGUCUCUACUUGGGGCCAGGAAUAGUGGUUUACAUGGCACCUGCAUCUUCUCACACUCCAGAGAUGGAUCAAGGUCUUUCUGUGUUUUAUACCAUUCUUACUCCCAUGCUAAAUCCUCUCAUUUAUAGUUUGAGAAACAAGGAAGUGAUAGGGGCUCUGAAGAAGGUUAUGUGUAGCACUUGGAUUGUUCAAUAA